AUGGACCUCUCCACCGCCUUUCCAGAGAAAGAGACAAGGCCGAAGGAGACGGACGAGGAGGUGCUGGCGAAGCUGGGGUACAAGCAGGAGCUGAAGCGAAACUUCUCGCCGUUCGAGAUUUUUGGGGUCUCAUUUGGCGUCAUCGGCGUCGUCCCGUCCGUCGCCUCCGUCCUCUUCAACUCUGUCCCCAACGGCGGCCCCGUCGCGAUGGUGUGGGGCUGGAUAUUCACGUUCCCGUUCAUGAUGUGCAUCGCGCUCGGCAUCGCGGAGCUCGCGUCUGCCAAUCCGACAUCAGGCGGACUGUAUUACUGGACGUACUCGCUCGCGUCGCCAGAGUGCCGCAACUUUCUCUCUUGGAUCGUGGGGUAUGCGAAUACGAUAGGGACAAGCACCGCUGUCGCAUCGGUGGAUUGGGCGUUCGCGGUCCAAGUCACAGCAGCGGCGAGCAUGGGCACAAACCAGCGCUACGCGCCGACGUUACCCCAAACAUUCGGUGUCUACGUCGCGAUCAUCCUUCUCCACGGCCUCGUCUGCACCUUCGGCACGAGGAUUCUGGCUCGACUUCAGGCGUUGUGGAUAUUGCUGAACGUAAUACUUUGCCUCGCUAUUAUCAUCGUGCUCCCCAUCACGACGCCGGCAGAGUACAGAAACACGGCCGCGCAUGUGUUUGGCAACUUUACAAACGAGAGCGGUUGGCCCGCGGGGUUCGCAUUUAUACUGAGCUUCUUGGCUCCGCUGUGGACAGUCGGUGGAUACGACUCGAGCGUUCACAUGAGCGAGGAAGCAGCCAACGCGACCUCCGCCGUGCCGUGGGCGACCGUAUGGUCCGUCAUCUCUGGCACCCUCCUCGGCUGGGCGAUCAACAUCGUCCUCGCAUUCUACAUGGGCCCCUCGCUCUCCGCCGUGCUCGACACGCCCAUCGGCCAGCCCAUGGCGCAGAUCUUCUACACCAGCAUCGGCCCCACCGGCGCGCUCGCGCUCUGGAGCACCAUCAUCGUCGCGCAGUUCAUGAUGGGCUGCAACGUCCUGCUCGUCGGCUCGCGGCAGGCCUUCGCCUUCUCGCGCGACGGCGCGCUGCCCUUCUCGCGCUACUUAUAUAGGCUCGAUAGGAGGACAAAGACGCCGGUGGCGACGGUGUGGAUGAUCGUCGGGCUCGCGCUUUUGCUGGGCUUGUUGAGUUUCGCGGGGAGCGCGGCGAUCGGCGCGGUGUUCACGAUCGUUGUAGCGGCGAACUACGUCGCGUACAUUAUCCCGCUCGCGACAAGGUUCGUGUUCGCGGGGAGAAACGGGUUCACGCCGGGGCCGUUUACCCUUGGGUGUAUGAGUCUGCCGGUGACAGCGGUCGCGGUGACGUGGAUGGUGUUCAUGAUCGUCAUCUUCUUCUUCCCGACGGCGCCGGGGCCGGACGCGCAGGACGUGAACUACACCGUCGUCGUUCUCGGCGGGACGAUGGCGCUCGUGGUCGCGUGGUACUACUGCCCCGUGUACGGCGGUGUGCACUGGUUCCGUGGGCCCAUUGCGAACGUCGGUGUGGGUACGGGAUCAGAUGCAGAAGUGGUUGUAGUUGAGGGAGGCGGGGGGAGCAAGGAUGUGGAGGCGGGGAGUACGAGCGCAGUGGGGUCUUUGAGAAGAGCAGAGUUGCAGCGGAGCGAGAAGGCUGGUUGAGCUGUUUGGGGUGGUGAUCGUGAGGAGCCCAAAUAAAUGGUGAAGGUCAAGAAUGAUAUUCUAUUGGAUACACCGACAAGAAGAGAAUGGUAUAGCGAAGUCCGAAGUCGUAAGGUGAUCAUUACAAACAAGGAGUACGAUGCGUGCAUACAGGUGCAUACAACAGAGAACAGGAUGAUGUCACAUACAGAUCGCAAGCCUAUGAGAAAACAACCGAUUUUGCUUCCAUUCGUGGUUGCAGAACUCUAAGCCUUCUCAGAGUGUCUCCUGCGUGCGGCGUGGAUAACAACGGCAGCGACGAUGGCGAAGAGGAAAGCGAACCACGGGAGGAUCGCGACGAGCCGGACUAUUCAGUGAGUUUCAGAUAUUAUGCAAAUCCAACAGAAGAUGCACAAGAACACGCACGGUAAUCGAUAUCGCUGUACUUGCUCGACAGCCCCAGCUCGCGCUCCACCGUCUGCACCAAGCUGGCGGGAACAGGGCCGAGGGCGGUGUACGCGGUGAUGCCCGCGGAGCGGUUCGCGAAGAAGUAGUCGAACGGGACGAGGGCGGCGAAGAGCCAGAGGGCGGAGAAGAGGAGGAGGACGGUCUGGGCGGCGGCGAGGAAGGUGCGCUCGCCG
Messenger RNA from Coniophora puteana RWD-64-598 SS2, 2285 nucleotides. RefSeq names its product APC amino acid permease. Gene Ontology annotation, biological process: transmembrane transport. The record is from RefSeq and is a predicted model, not a curated record. Lineage: Eukaryota; Fungi; Basidiomycota; Agaricomycetes; Boletales; Coniophoraceae. Gene Ontology annotation, molecular function: transmembrane transporter activity. Bases 1 to 1665 code for a protein of 554 amino acids. The transcript is spliced from 13 exons. Gene Ontology annotation, cellular component: membrane.